This is a messenger RNA of Radiomyces spectabilis, 1917 nucleotides long. Its product is annotated as sulfate adenylyltransferase. The transcript is spliced from 3 exons. Lineage: Eukaryota; Fungi; Mucoromycota; Mucoromycetes; Mucorales; Radiomycetaceae. Gene Ontology annotation, biological process: sulfur amino acid metabolic process. Gene Ontology annotation, molecular function: ATP binding; adenylylsulfate kinase activity; sulfate adenylyltransferase (ATP) activity. Gene Ontology annotation, cellular component: cytoplasm. Bases 57 to 1781 code for a protein of 574 amino acids. The record is from RefSeq and is a predicted model, not a curated record.
GCCAAAUUUACAUGGAUUCCGUUGUUUGUUAACUAUAACUAUUUCCCUGAUCACGAAUGGCAAACAUCCCUCACGGCGGUAUUUUGAAGGAUUUGCAUCUUCGAGAUGCUUCAAAGCAGGCCGAAUUGAAAGCAGAAGCAGCUUCCUUGCCGACCCUGGUUUUAACGGAUCGACAACUAUGCGAUAUUGAAUUACUACUCAACGGUGGAUUUUCGCCUUUGGAAGGCUUCUUGAAUCAAAAAGAUUACAACAGUGUCGUAGAAAAGAUGCGGUUGUCAUCCGGUCUGUUGUGGCCUGUUCCUGUUACGCUGGACGUCAACCAGGAAGAGAUUGAUACAUUAUCGAUCAAGCAUCAACAGCGUAUUGCUUUACUUGAUCCUAGGAACUAUGAUAUUUUGGCCAUCCUGACCGUGGAAGAUGUGUACCGGCCCGACAAGGUUAAAGAAGCUACCUCUGUGUUUGGCAGCAAUGACACAGCGCAUCCUGCCAUCCAUUAUCUUCAUAACAUCGCCAAGGAAUACUAUGUCGGAGGAUCUCUACAAGCCAUCCAAGCACCAGCUCAUUAUGACUAUGUGGCUAACCGAUUUUCACCGAGCGAACUGCGAGCUCACUUCAAGAAACUUCAGUGGACACGGGUGGUGGCUUUUCAAACACGCAAUCCAAUGCACCGUGCGCAUCGUGAACUGACGGUUCGAGCUGCUCGUCAACGCAAAGCGCAUCUGUUGAUCCAUCCGGUGGUCGGUUUAACCAAGCCUGGCGAUAUCGAUCAUUACACGCGUGUGCGCGUCUAUAAAGCGUUGAUGCCUAAAUACCCCAAUGGAAUGGCAGAGCUAAGCUUGCUUCCUUUAGCUAUGCGCAUGGGCGGUCCUCGCGAAGCGGUAUGGCAUGCUCUGAUUCGCAAGAAUCACGGUGUAACACAUUUCAUUGUCGGUCGUGAUCACGCUGGUCCCGGAAAGAACUCUCAAGGCGUUGACUUUUACGGUCCUUACGAUGCUCAGGUUUUGGUGGAGCAGUACAAAGAUGAAAUUGGCAUCGAUAUUGUUCCUUUCCAAAUGGUGACUUACUGUCCUGAUUCAGAUGAAUAUCUGCCAGCUGAUGAAGUGCCCAAAGGCAUCACCACAUUGAAUAUCAGCGGCACUGAACUCCGCCGCCGUCUUAAAGUGGGCUUGCCCAUUCCCGAAUGGUUUUCCUAUCCUGAAGUGGUCCAGGUGCUGCGCCAAUCGCAUCCUCCGCGUCACGCGCAGGGAUUUACCAUCUUCCUUACCGGUCUUCAUGCUUCAGGGAAAAAUGCCAUUGCUCGAGCGCUGCAAGUGUCUCUCAAUCAGGAAGGUACUCGGUCGGUUUCCCUGUUGCUCCGAGAAAAUGUGCGUGCGGAACUGUCCUCCGAGUUGGGUUAUUCCAAGCAUGAUCGCGAUCUGAAUAUUGCCCGUCAGGCGUUUGUGGCAGGUGAACUCACAAGAGCUGGUGCCGCCGCGAUUUUAGCCCCCAUUGCUCCCUAUGACGAAGCCCGCCAACGGGCACGUCAGCUUAUUGGAAAAUAUGGUGGAUUCUAUCUUGUGCAUGUGGCGACCCCCUUGGAAGAGUGCCAGAGAAGAGACCGGGACGGAAUGUACGAACGAGCCCGCAACGGCGAAAUUGAAGGAUUCACAGGCAUCGACGAUCCCUUUGAAAACCCCACCGACGCUGACUUGACCGUCGAUAUCACCAUCCAAUCCGUGUCACAAGCUGUUCAUGAAAUCAUUUUACUGUUGGAAAAAGAUGGUUAUAUUGGUUCUUCCUAAAUAAAAAAAGAUUUUACAUUUUAUUCUGCUUUUACAGUAUGGACCAAACCGUUACAUUUGAAUUUACCCGAUGAAGCCCUUUUUCAUAUGAACUUUUUUCUUUUUGAGAACACAUAAAAUCAGCGACACGCCCACC